GCAGCUAGCCAGUCGGGUUUCAAGGAAUGGCCGCCUCCAGCGAAGAAUCGGCGACUACUACUUUUGAAUCGGAGAAAAACCUGCAAAUGCUCACAGAUUGGCCAUUCAAUUUGCUGGUUCUUCGAGCUACUUGUACCGAGCUGCAGUUUUAAUUAUUUUAGCCUGAGCUAAAUAAUCUCGAAUUCUAAACCGCUGGGAAUUUUGUCUGGAAUUUAAAUAAUGGGCGGUGGUUUCCUGAAACGAGCCAACACUGAGAAGCUUCAUGAAAUCUUCAACAAGUAUGCGUCCAAGGAGGUGGAGGGCGAAAAAUAUAUGACCCCCACGGAUUUCAUCCGUGGGUUCCUAGGUCUCUUCCCUGACAGCAACUACAACGAGGAGUCGGUCGGCUUGCUCGGUGGAAUUAUUGACACCAGCAAAGAUGGGCUCAUUUCAUUCCCUGAGUUCCACGCCUUCGAGGGGUUGCUGUGUGUACCUGAUGCGCUGUAUAAGACUGCCUUCCAACUCUUUGACACCAACGGAAAUGGAAUGGUUGCGUUUGAUGAGUUUGUUGAAGUGAUAAAAAAGACAAAUCUCCAGAGGCGAAUUCCGUUUGACAUGAAUGGAGGUUUUGUCAAGCUCUACUUUGGAAAAGACAAGAAACGAGUGGUCAGCUAUGCUGAGUUCAGCCAGUUUCUGCAUGACUUUCACGAGGAGUAUGCUGUUGAGGCUUUCCGCAGGUUCGAUAAGGAUGGAACCGGUUUUAUUUCCGCUCUCGACUUUCAAGACAUCAUGCUCAGCAUCAAGAGCCACCUAUUGACGAAAGAAGUGCGAGCAAACUUGGUUGCUGCUGCUGGAGGAGGCUCUGGAGGGCACCGCGUUAGUUUCCCUUUCUUCAUGGCUUUCAACUCGCUCUUGAACAACAUGGAGCUCAUCAAGAGAAUUUACCUUAAUGCCACCAACGGAAAUAGGAAUGCCGAAGUAACAAAAGAGGAGCUUCUCCAGUCUGCUCAAAUGAUGUCGCAAAUCACCCCGUUAGAAGUGGACAUUCUCUUCCUGUUGAUUGACCUUCUCCACCAGACUGGCGUAAUCAUGGAAAAAUUUGAAGGAUCCAACUACAAAUUUUGCUCCGGUCGCAUCGUUUACAAUGAUUUGCAAGCCAUCGCACCCGAGCAAUAUUUCAAACAAAUUACGAAGCGCCUCGCUGAAAUCAAAGCCGUUGACAGGCCUGAAGACAGAAGUUUAGUAACCAUGUUUCUGGAGAGCGGGUACAGAUUCACCCUUGGUUCCAUCGGUGGAGCUGUUGGUGCUACGGCCGUUUAUCCGAUAGAUCUGGUCAAAACGAGAAUGCAGAACCAACGUGCUGGCUCCUUCAUUGGUGAGCUGAUGUACCGUAACAGCUUUGAUUGCUGCAAGAAGGUCAUCCGUCACGAGGGCUUCCUCGGUCUCUACAGAGGUCUGGUCCCACAGCUGAUGGGUGUCGCUCCAGAAAAGGCCAUUAAGCUGACGAUGAACGACUUGGUACGCGACAAAUUCAUGGACAAAAACGGCAACCUUCCAUUGUAUGGAGAAAUCAUUGCUGGUGGCUGCGCUGGCGGCUCUCAAGUUAUCUUCACAAACCCACUGGAAAUCGUGAAAAUCCGACUUCAAGUGGCAGGCGAAAUAGCAACGGCCUCCAAGAUCAGUGCUCUAUCUGUGGUCAAGGAGUUGGGCUUCUUUGGCUUGUACAAGGGUGCCAAAGCUUGUUUCCUGCGUGAUAUUCCGUUCAGUGCUAUUUAUUUCCCGGCUUAUGCUCACAUGAAGGUCAAACUGGCUGAUGAAAAUGGCUACAACCACCCGCUCUCCCUGUUGGCGGCCGGCGCUAUUGCUGGCGUGCCCGCCGCCUCCCUUGUUACUCCGGCUGACGUGAUCAAAACGAGGUUACAGGUCGUGGCUAGAGCAGGACAAACAACAUACAAUGGAGUGAUCGACGCGGCCAAGAAGAUCUACGUAGAGGAGGGCAUGAAGGCUUUCUGGAAGGGAGCCACAGCUCGAGUGUUCCGAUCAUCGCCGCAGUUUGGUGUCACCCUGGUGACCUACGAAGUCCUGCAGCGCUUGUUCUAUGUCGACUUUGGUGGAACACGUCCAACUGGAUCGGAGCUGCAAGUGCCGACAGGCAGCCUGGCUGACGAGGUGCGCUCAACAAAUCCAGACCACAUCGGCGGCUACCAAGUGGCGCUGCCCAUCCUCGCCGGCAUCGAGACAAAGUUCGGUCUUUGUCUGCCCAAGUUCCGGAUGGGCUGAGCCUACAGUAUUACUCUCCUCACCGAUCGCGAGCAUAGUCUGUCUAAUGGAGUUUUAGUUGCCACAGAGAAAAACAGAAACGAUCACACCCACACAAACACACACAUCUUGAGGGAGGAAGGAAGCAAGGCAUCGUCAUCAUCCCGUCCCGCACAAAUCGACGAGAACAUUUUUAAAAAGUAGCUCGACCCUGAUUUUAAAAAUUCACUUACAAACACACACAAAAAUUGCCUUGUACAAAUAGAAGGGACAGUGAGUGAACUCUCAAAGAGUUGAUUCUCUCCUGCUGCCAAACGAGUUGAUUCUACAUUUGUUUUGACCGCUGGUUCGUAUAAUUUUUUAUCACCUACUCGUGCGGGUUGCCAAAAGCAAAAGGAAGUAGGAGCAGAACGCUUGUGGCCUCGUCACAAAUCUGUCGUUUUAACUUCUCAAUCUUUUAACUUAAACCUUUUGCGGUCUCUGUGACUGUAAGUAAUCACGAAAAUGUGGGUUUGAUCUUUGUUAAUUUGGAACGUGCAGGUCAUGUAGUGCAAUUUGUUUCCUCCAUCUUGUGUUAGUUAGUUGGAGAUUCAGAAGUCCUAAGACACUGUUGCAAUAUUUUCUGCUGUAAUCAUUAUUUAAUGCUAAAAGUUGAAUCACGUUCUAGAUACCCUCUGCACAACGCAGGCCGAAAUACUGUGUCAGUUUGGUGAAAUUACUAGAGAUAAUCGAAUUUAUUUUCAUCAAACCGGAUAUUUAAUGCUUUGAAAGCGUUUCAUGACGAGCAGUCUCUUGCUCGACGCUUAUUGUUAUCUUUCACGUUGUUGCUGGUUUUUCCCGUAACAAACGAAAUCCUUAGCCAUUUCCAUGCAAUGAACAUUUGCAUUUCGUCCGCUUGCCCAUAGCACACAGCAACAAAUGCCUUGGUUUUCUGGGGUUUCGGUUGCCACUUAACACGAGAAGACUUCUCGCAGGCUUAUCUUCAACUCCGAGACGUAAAUUAUUUCACUCUUUCGCUGGAGAAAGAGUUAUCAUCUCCAGGAAAAUGGCAACCUUCGCCAGAUUAUUUCCUGCCUUACUUUUGUAGCUUAGACGAUAGGAUGCUCUUUACUUGCUUUAUUUCUCAGCAUUGUGUCGCCCUUCUUGCUAUGACGUAAUUUAUUUAUUUGGUUGUAAAUAAAUCUCAUUUUCCCAAAUCAAAAAUACGCUUUGUUGUUGCCACAAAAUGAUUUUAAGAUAGUGUUUAAGAUGAGAAUCGCUUUGCAAGCAGGUUUUUUUGUCAUGGCAAGGUGUGUGACUAUAUAUAUACUACGAGAAAUGGUGAAGAAGAGUUGUUGAACAGUAAAUUAUAAAAUUAAUAUUAUUGAAUUAUUUUCGAGCGAAUGCCAUCAGUAUAGACGGAAAAAUAAUAAUGUUUGUUUCAUGUGGCUGGGUUGGAGUCAUGUGUAUUUUUACCAAGACGAGCUGCUGAGUAAGCAAGAAAUAAUAAAAGUUGAAUAACAAAGUUCAAAA
Molecule: messenger RNA, 3750 nt
Organism: Cloeon dipterum
Lineage: Eukaryota; Metazoa; Arthropoda; Insecta; Ephemeroptera; Baetidae
Gene: aralar1
Product: calcium-binding mitochondrial carrier protein aralar1
Exons: 20
Coding region: 220-2259 (679 amino acids)
Biological process (GO): L-glutamate transmembrane transport; malate-aspartate shuttle; aspartate transmembrane transport
Molecular function (GO): L-aspartate transmembrane transporter activity; calcium ion binding; L-glutamate transmembrane transporter activity
Source: RefSeq, a predicted model, not a curated record